Molecule: messenger RNA, 144 nt
Organism: Sclerotinia sclerotiorum 1980 UF-70
Lineage: Eukaryota; Fungi; Ascomycota; Leotiomycetes; Helotiales; Sclerotiniaceae
Exons: 1
Coding region: 1-144 (47 amino acids)
Source: RefSeq, a predicted model, not a curated record
AUGGCCCUAUUGAUGAGUCCCACGUUAUUUCUCCGGAACGUAGAGAAAAAUAUCCGAAUCCUCAAGGGGGGCAAAACAGCGGCAAAAGAUCCUUCAAGAAGUUCAAGUAUCGGUGUCAACGGUGUCAAAAAACUUUGUUUCUGA